UUUAUUAGUGUUAUUUGUUUUUAAGAAAAAAAAUAUUUUUACAAAUUUUGAUAUUAACAAUGUUGGAAAAACCAUGGCUAAGAAUAGUUUACAUAAUUCCGUAUUCUUGGUAAUGGUAUCUGGUCAGAUUGAGUCUGCUUCUUUUUCUGGAGCUAGUGAACUAUAUUGUAAAUCCAGCUUCGUUUACGGUCAAGAUUGGGUUAUUGCGUCUGGCUCAGAGGAGGGACUGUCUCAAUUAACCACAAAAAGUAACGACGGAAGACAAUUAUUUGUUUUUAAUUUUCCCCUUGAUGCCACGUUUAAGAGUACUAAUCCUUAUGGUUGGCCUCAGUUAGUAAUAAGUUGUUAUGGACCAGACUUUUUUGGUACUGAUAUUGUUCGUGGUUAUGGCUCAGUUCAUGUUCCGACAUCGCCCGGUUGUCAUAUUAGAAAUAUUAGAUUAUUUGUACCAGAGUCCUCUUCACUGCUUCAAAAGUUUACUUCCUGGAUAUUUGGCAGAAGACCGGAAUUUAUUGACCCUAAAGUUGUUGCUCAAAGUGAAGGUAGAGAAGUGACGCGUGUCCGUUCUCAUGGUAAGAUAACUGUUAGGUUUAAUGUGGUAACUAAAGACAUGAAAAAAUUAGGUUAUGAUUGCGAACCUGCUACAAUGAUCGAACCUUACAUUCCACCCGGAGCAUCUAAGUAUAAUCAUGAUCCUGAUCCUGACGAAAAGUAGGUAACUAAUGUUUGGAUUUAGAAAUUGGACAUUUUUGCGUAUCGAAAUACUCAAAUUUGUUCACUGAAUAUUUAAUUGUUUAAUAAUAUAGAUAAUCGUUUAAUAAAUAUCGUAUUAUUACUGAAGAUUUCGUAUAUAAUAUAUUUCUAAAGAUUAUUGUGAAUAUGAUGUAAAUAUAUAAAUAUACAUUUCGCAUAUGA
Hydra vulgaris (swiftwater hydra) is the source of this 915-nucleotide messenger RNA. RefSeq names its product B9 domain-containing protein 1. Lineage: Eukaryota; Metazoa; Cnidaria; Hydrozoa; Anthoathecata; Hydridae. Gene Ontology annotation, cellular component: MKS complex. Gene Ontology annotation, biological process: cilium assembly. The record is from RefSeq and is a predicted model, not a curated record.